AAUAAUUGUUAGAAAGAAAUGUUAUUUCUUGGCCAACUUUUGUUUUUUGUAGUUGAAGUUCCCAUCAUUGCUUUAGUUGUAUUAUGUUUAUUAUUUUAUUAUAGUGCUAAAAGAGGUGCUACUUCUUGGUAUGUCUAUUUAUUGGUUGGUAUAGCUUGGUUUAUUUGUCUGGUGGUUAUUUUCUUGGUUCCUUUGGAUUUAGCAGAAACCCUUGUCGACCGUUGUCAAGUCUUAGUAUCUUAUUCCGAAUAUACUGGUUAUCAAAAAGGAGAUUGUCCUAUUCACGAAACUCGUCCAGGCUUUGUAUUUAUUCUAUGGUUGGUUAUUUAUUGGAUAUCGUUUGCUUUGACGUGGCUAUUUUUGCCCAUAUUUUCACAAUACGCCGUUGCUGGUGACUAUUCCAUAGGCAAGCGCCUACAAACGGCUUUAUGGUCCAAUGCUUUGUUUUAUGCUAUUUGUGGAGUGUUUAUUAUAGGUUUUGGAAUAUAUAUGGGAAUUCGAUAUCAUCUUUCUGCCUAUUCAUUGAUGGGUUUAUUGAUUGGAUUAUCCAAUGCAUUCGGAUUAUUGGGUGUUAUAUGUAUGCUUGGAUAUGGGAUUGUACAAAUUCCUAGAGCUUUAUGGCAUCGUGGAGACUUGAGUAGAAGAUUAAGAUAUUGUGAAUUCAAAGUAACCGAAUAUACCGAUCGUAUGGAUGAAGCGAGAGCAGAUUUGGCUCAGAUAUUGGGACAAAUUGAAAGAGUGCAACAGAAACUUGCUCAUUUAUUAUCAGCCACGGAUAAUGAAGGGACGAAUGUAGAGGAAGCAGGAAUAUCCCAAUCCUCUUUUCCCAAAAGGCAUCGUUUGAUCAACUUUAUUCAAGUCAUUAUAAGUGAAAUACCGAAAGAAGAUUUACGAGUUGCUUUACCUGUUCCCGAUAGAACAGCAGAAAUACCCAAAACUAUCACUGAAAAUUUCUUAGCUUUCUUACAUCAAAGACUCAAUCAAAGAGUCAUAGAAUAUCGCAAGUCGAGUUAUUUAUGGGGUCGUACAUGUGAUGAAGCAUUUCAAUUGGAACAAUGGAUGACUUGGAAGAGUUGUAAGAGUUGGAAGAAUGUUUGGAUACCGAAUAGUCAUUCUUGGUAUGCCUUUUAUAUUCCACUGAUUUGUAGACUAUUUGCUUUCAUGUGUAUCGUACUUUCUAUUUUAUUUCUUUGGAGUGAGACGACCAUUUGGAGUUUGAAAACAUCCAGUCAUGUGGAUUUAUCACCCUUAUCUUUGUGGAUUCAUCGUCAAGGAAUGAGCAAUUAUAGUAUUCAAUUGAUAUCGUUAUUUUCGAUUGCUUAUUUGGCAUUGUGUGUUUAUUAUUCAUUAUUUCAUUUCAAUUUGUAUCGUUUUUAUGAACUCAUUCCACAACACACCGAUGCUUAUUCCUUAUUUCUCAAUGCUUUGUUAUGUUGUCGUUUUACUGUUCCGUUGUGUUAUAAUUUUUUAACUUUGUUACAUGAAACUUCAUUUGCUGUACCUUUGUUGUAUCCUCAAAUACCUGCUUCUUUGUUACCCACUACAUCAUUUAGUAAAGUGGAACAAAGUAUGCAAGUGUUGCCUAUUUUAGGAAAUAGUUUCAAUGCAUUCUUUCCGGUGGUUUUGUUAUUAUUCGUAUUGGGAACCAGUUUUCAAUUAUGGACGAGGUUCUUAUCUUCUUUGGGAUUGAAACAAUUUGGAUUUGAACAUGAUGAUGAUAUCCAAUACGAACGUUUAGGUAAAGAAUUAUUGGAACGUGAACGACAACGGAGACAACGACUUGGAUAAAAGUGGUGAGAAAGAUGAUCAUCAUCCAAGAGAUAAACACACACUUGCUCUU
This is a messenger RNA of Galdieria sulphuraria, 1840 nucleotides long. RefSeq lists its product as uncharacterized. NCBI's taxonomy places the organism in Eukaryota, Rhodophyta, Bangiophyceae, Galdieriales, Galdieriaceae. The transcript has 3 exons. The record is from RefSeq and is a predicted model, not a curated record. The coding region runs from base 19 to 1788 and encodes 589 amino acids. Gene Ontology annotation, cellular component: membrane.